AUGAGAACGCGGUUUCCAAUCCUGCUGCCUGGCACAGGAACCGGAGCGAAGGGGACGUUUGAGGGAGUCGGGGAGGGCGCGCUCGGGGGGUUGGGAAAGUCAGGGCUUCCUGAGGUCGAUCUGGUAGAGAAAGGCGGGGUAAAGGUAGUCUGCAGCGGCUCGGAGAUGCUCCAGCUUCCCGGGUCUACUUCACACGCCUGCAAUCAAAAGGUGAAGAAGAAAGAAUGGUCUACCGAUCUCUCUGAAGAAGACCCCAAGAUGCCCAACCUAAAACUUCUUGAGAAUCUUUCCCACCAGGUUAAUGAUCUUUUAAAAUAUUCUAAAACUUGGAAAUGUUUAGAUCCCAAAUCCUAAUUGUAUUAUGCUGAACUCUUAGAACAAACAGUCCACAAACUUCAAGGGACAGGUCUAAGACUCUCCCAUUGUUCCCUUUGUGUCCCCAAACUGGAACCAAUUCCUGAGUGGCCCUCUCCGGCCUCUUGUGAGGGCUCAGCUUUUCAACAGCCCCUUAAAAGUCACAGUCAGUGCGCGAGACAUCAUGCUACUCUAAACGGAGCACUGCAGUUUGCCACCAAACAGCUAAGCCGAGCACUGAGUAGAGCCAUUUCCAAACGUGGAUGUGUAAAUCAUUUCCCUGACUCUUGCAUUUCUUGUUUCUGGACAAAGGGAGUAAAAGAAACAGCCUGUGCUGAGUUUUUGACACUUUCCUACACUGAUCUCCAGAAGGCAGUUAACAAAAUUCUAACUGCUUCAUGA
Molecule: messenger RNA, 756 nt
Organism: Microtus oregoni (creeping vole)
Lineage: Eukaryota; Metazoa; Chordata; Mammalia; Rodentia; Cricetidae
Gene: Dcaf16
Product: DDB1 and CUL4 associated factor 16
Cellular component (GO): Cul4-RING E3 ubiquitin ligase complex
Source: RefSeq, a predicted model, not a curated record